AUGGGCAUACAGGAGCUGCCGCAGAAUACGGUCAGAGCGCUGGGUGCCAACCAGGCUCUGACGGAUCCGGCUUCACUCGUAAAGGAGCUCAUUGACAACGCCCUUGAUGCGAAUGCCAACUCGAUAUCCGUGGAGAUCAGCAACAACACUCUCGACACCAUUCAAGUCCGCGACAACGGCCAUGGCAUCGCACCCGAGGACCGCGAGUUGGUGGCACGACGCUACUGUACAAGCAAGAUUUCUCGCCACCAGGACCUCAAGGACAUUGGCGGCUCGUCGCUCGGAUUUCGGGGCGAAGCACUUGCGAGUGCAGCGGAGCUGAGCGGCGGUCUGGUGGUCAUCACCCGAGUGGAGGGCGAGCAAGUCUCCACGGCACUCAAGAUCAACCAGCAAGGUGAAGUCGUCGGGCAGGAGCGUGCGUCUUCAUCAAUCGGCACGACUGUCAAGAUCACCGACUUUAUCAAAGCCAAUCCGGUUCGCAAGCAGGUGGCAUUGAAGAACACAGAUGCAUGUCUCAAGAAGAUCAAGAGGAUGCUGCAGGCCUACGCUUUCGCUCGUCCACAUGUUCGGAUAUCUCUGAAAGUGCUCAAGGCCAAGAACAACAAAGGCGACUUCGUGUAUGCACCGAAACCAAAUGGCAACGCAGAAGAUGCAGCAUUCAAGAUCGUGGGUGCCGCGUGCUCAUCGCAGUGUAUAUGGUCCGUCCUUGAAGAAAGAGGCUUCACUUUGCAAGCUUUCCUACCCCGACCAGAUGCCGACUUGAACAAAGUCUGCAAUACCGGCACUUUCCUCUCAGUCGACGCACGCCCCGUCUCCACGACUCGAGGUCAUCUCAAGCAAAUGAUGAAAAUCUAUCGAGAGUCGUUGAAGGCAUUGCAUCCCAAACACGGCGAGAUCAAGGAGCCUUUUCUGUUCCUCGAGAUCAGCUGUCCGCAGGGAGCGUACGAUGCUAACAUCGAGCCGGCCAAAGACGACGUCUUGUUCGAAGAUGCAGACAUUGUUGUCGAGAUGGUGAAACAGCUGUUUCGUACUGUCUAU
Messenger RNA from Zymoseptoria tritici IPO323, 1038 nucleotides. RefSeq lists its product as uncharacterized. The annotation marks the transcript as partial. The record is from RefSeq and is a predicted model, not a curated record. Gene Ontology annotation, biological process: mismatch repair. Gene Ontology annotation, molecular function: ATP-dependent DNA damage sensor activity; ATP hydrolysis activity; mismatched DNA binding. Gene Ontology annotation, cellular component: MutLalpha complex. The transcript has a single exon. Lineage: Eukaryota; Fungi; Ascomycota; Dothideomycetes; Mycosphaerellales; Mycosphaerellaceae.